Messenger RNA from Misgurnus anguillicaudatus (oriental weatherfish), 1216 nucleotides. Its product is annotated as UPF0461 protein C5orf24 homolog. NCBI's taxonomy places the organism in Eukaryota, Metazoa, Chordata, Actinopteri, Cypriniformes, Cobitidae. The record is from RefSeq and is a predicted model, not a curated record.
UAUGAUAAAUACUAGUAUAAAUUCCCACCGUCGUCUGGCGCAUGCGUAUAAGACACUCUUACUAUUUUAUUCUUUUUUUCGGUCGAAAAUGGCUCCCAUUCAGAUUUAAACCUCAACGGUUCAGGUGAAAAAUAUUCCUUUCACAAACCAGAUUUAUCAGUCUUAUAGGGACGAAAAUCUCACGCGAUUUAAGGAUGUCAAUAUUCUUGAGUAAAUAACAUUAUGCUUUUGGUUUCAAGGAUGGAAGAUAUAGCUCUUUCAUAUUUAACCCUUUACCUUCCGUGAUCCGCCUUCUAGAUGAGAAAAUGAUGCACCAAGUAUCGAGCAACAGCAGCGACUAUGGUCUGGGUAGCAUUGGAGAUGAUGCCCAACACCCAGCCAGUCACUUUGAACUGUGCACUUCACAAUCUAACAAGUUUUACCCCUCCGCCCCACCUCCCUCGCUACAACUGCCACUCCCAAACUUGCCUCCCUUGCCACAGGGAUUAAUCAAGCCCAUGUCUUGCCAAAUGCAAGACUCCCAAAACGAAUUUCACUCCCAGGCCGUUCGAAUGAGGGGUGCGGAGGCACCAGAGGGGUCCAAGAAGAAGAAGGGUCUCGGCAAGUCCGGACGACGAGGCAGGCCCUCGGGUACGACUAAGUCCGCUGGCUACAGGACGAGUACGGGGCGACCACCUGGGACCACCAGGGCGGCGGGCUUUAAAACCAGCCCGGGAAGGCCGCUGGGCACCACCAAAGCUGCAGGCUACAAGGUGAGCCCAGGUAGGCCUCCAGGCAGCAUCAAGACACUGGCGAGGCUCAACAAACUGGACUAUAGCGCCUGCAAUGGUGCUCCGUUCCCAUACACGAUGAUGCAGAAGAGGACCUUGUGCGAAGCCACCGUAAAAGAGAAAGACACUAAUGAGUAAAGAAUGGGGGGACUUGGGAUGCGGGUGCAUGUGAAUCGUGUUUGUACAGCCAGACUCUUUUUUUUUUAUACUUAAACAUACGUGAAUAUGCCAGUUAUUAUUCAUUUAAUCCUUUUGUGCAUCCUUUUCCAAAGACCUUUAGCAUUACUAUUCUUGUUAUUGCAUAUGUUAACUUAUUGUACAGAUGUGCAUGAUAGUAGUAUUGUGAAAUAAAGUUACAGUAUUGAAUCAGAUAGUAAUCUUUUUGGAAUGUACUGUAGAAAGACCUGGAAACGUGUUGUUUUACACUAAACUUAGUCUCUCUCCUA